AUUUGUUGUCCGUAUGUAUGUCUCAUCCGGAUGUGAACAGCGGUUGGGGUUACGACUGUCUGCCCGACCGUAAGGCCGAAGUGGUGUCCAAAGUGUAUCCCCGACUCAUCCAGUGUUUCGACAACAGAUGGGGUCCGAAGAAUGACACUCUCAUUGAUUGUUGCCAUGAGUUUGAAUUGAUUACCGCAAUGAAGACUGUGUUUGACAAGGAGUGUACAGUGCAGUCGCCUGUGCCAGUGCGCGAGGCCAUAUCAGAAAACCACCAUGAUUGUAUGGCCAACUAUGACAUCGAAGUGGACAAAGACUUUUGCGACAAACAGGAAAACAUGAGUUCAAUGGGAGUCCCGCCGGGCUUUGGCGACGACUAUAACUGUUAUGAUUUGGUUUAUAACUAUCGCACGAAAUACGAGAGAAAUGCCGAUACGUUUGGCUUUGAAUGCACGGCACAGAAGUGGGAAGAAUACGAACACAACGUUAUGCCUGUUAUUAAGCAUUGUUUGGUUGACAAAUGGCAGCACAGGUUGAAUAAGUCCGGUCUGGCCAACCAUCAAGCGGUAAACCGCGAUAAUUGUUUUGUCCUCGAUGGCCAGUGCAUCUUCACCAAGAUU
Messenger RNA from Medioppia subpectinata, 608 nucleotides. The record is from the annotation of a GenBank genome assembly. NCBI's taxonomy places the organism in Eukaryota, Metazoa, Arthropoda, Arachnida, Sarcoptiformes, Oppiidae.